AUGCCCAAAAUCCGUCGUCAUAACCGUCGUUCAUCUCGUCGCGUAUCUCCGCCAAAAGAUAGCGACUUCGACCAUGAAAUCACCUUGGUAAACAAGGAAGACGUCUCGCCAACCAGCUCCAGGGAAUCUCUUGCGCACACAAACACAAACGGGGACACUCGAACAGCCCCAGAGCCUUCCGGUUCCCGCCGACAGAAACGGCUCUCCGUCUCUACCGACUCCCGAUCCGGAGUAGAGGACGGAGAUGCUACUCCACAUCGCAUCGAAACAAGCGAGGGUACCGCAAUCGCAGACAAUGACGUGAAGGCUACGGCACCGCCGGAUGGUCCAUCCGUCUACGUCCAACAACCCACUCCUGACCCUAACGAAGUCGAACGGAAACUAUCCUUCCCAUCCCUCAAGUCCAAGCCCUCCAAGGCUUCGAAGGUCUCUAGGGCCUCCCGCGAGACCAAUGGCAGCACCCGUCGAAAAUCCCUAACCACCCCCGAAUCCGCCAUCGACAUCCUCUACGAAAACCAGCGGGGCGGUUUCCUCUGCGGCAUACCCCUCUUCUCCUCCAAAGCUCUCGGCAACCUCGAUCCGCCAGCGUGGACCAACUUUGCACACAAGGCCUCCCCAACAGACAUCACCAACGCGCAGGUUCCCGAUCCGUCCUGGGAGUGGGUGUGGGCCGAGUGGCACAUAAACCAUGAAAAGGACUACGCCGACGAAGAAGGGUGGGAGUACAGCUUUGCGUUCUGGAAGAAAUUCUCAUGGCACCGGCCAAAAUGGUGGAACUCGUUCGUAAGAAGGAGGGCCUGGAUACGAAAACGGGUGAAAAAGGCAGCCGGGUAUGAUGCUCUGCGUGAGGGACAGGACCCCUCCAUGCUCAACCCGGAGUACUUCACUGUCCGGGCUUCGGCAGAAAUGAACAGGGAGAGGAGCCGCAGUCGGAGCAAGAGCAGGACGCGCAGCAAGAGCCGCAGUCCCAGUCGGGCUAGCACGCUGAUGAACUCGCGCCGGAGCCGGGCGAGUAUGCGGAGUAUUUCGGAGGCGCUUGAUGAGAGGGAUGAGAUGGUGGAGGAUAUUGAGGAUGUGGAACAGCUGCUUGCUGUGCUGAGGGAGUGCAGGAUUGAUCGGGAAAAGAUCGAGGCGGUUGAUAAUUACCUGGCGCACGCCGAUGACAACCUGGAAGGGCUGACAGGCGUUAUGCACGAUAUCAUGUCCAUGUUCAUCUUCCAAGCUUCGAGACGGACGCUCUUGGCGAGACUUACGGAGGUCUAUGACAAGGCUGUCGAGGAGCGGGAGCGGAAGGAGAAGGAACAGGAAGAGAGGCAAGAGAAGGAAAAGAAGAACAAGGGCAAAUCCGCCGAGGAGAAUGCCACUUCUCCAACAGACGGAGCGAUGUCCUCGCCAGGAUCACCACCCCUCAGCCCCGAAGAACUCGAAGAGAAAAAGUCCCGACGAGAAGAGAACCUCCACCAGGCCGUUAAGAGAGCCGACGAGGAAGUUAGACGUCUUGAGUUCUGGAGCGAUGUCAAGGAGAUGGUCAUUGAGGGAGAGACCAAGGGCGGCGUCGAUACCGAUAAGGGUUGGGAUCCUAGCUGGCAGGGCGUGGAUAAUUCGGGACCAGCACAGCCACCAGCGCCGAUGCAUGAGGAUGCUCAGUCGAAGUAG
Messenger RNA from Sordaria macrospora k-hell, 1656 nucleotides. RefSeq lists its product as uncharacterized. The record is from RefSeq and is a predicted model, not a curated record. NCBI's taxonomy places the organism in Eukaryota, Fungi, Ascomycota, Sordariomycetes, Sordariales, Sordariaceae.